This is a messenger RNA of Schistosoma guineensis, 2560 nucleotides long. The record is from the annotation of a GenBank genome assembly. NCBI's taxonomy places the organism in Eukaryota, Metazoa, Platyhelminthes, Trematoda, Strigeidida, Schistosomatidae.
AUGGAUAAUUUAAAUGGAUCAAUUGAAAAUACAACAAUAAAUAUUACAGAUGAUAUUGAUUUACCUGGUCUACGUGUACCUGAUAUGAAACGUAUUAAAAAUGCACGUAAAGAACGUGCAAAUCAAUUAAAAGAAUGGCAAAUUUAUGAUAAAAAAAUGCAAAAAGAAUCAGAAAAAUUACAAAAAAAGGGAUUGUCUCCAUUAAAUGAUAGAAGACAUUAUAAUUCUAAUAGAGUUGUAAAAUUUCCUCAAAGUUUAAUAUUUUUAGAAGCUGCUGCACGAGGAGAUCUAGAUGAAGUUCGUGAAUUACUUAGCAGUGGAGUCUGUCCAGAUGUAGCCAACGAGGAUGGAUUAACAGCAUUACAUCAGUGUUGUAUUGAUAACAAUUUGGAGAUGUGUCGGUUACUUCUUCGAUAUGGAGCAAAUCCUAAUUCUCGUGACACAGAACUAUGGACUCCAUUACAUGCGUCAGCUACAUGUCAUCAUACAGAGAUGUGUAAAAUUCUAAUUGAUCACGGUGCAGAUCUACUAGCUAUGAAUGUUGAUGGUAAUAUGCCUUAUGAAUGUUGUAUGCCUGGACCAACACUGAAUUUAGUAGAAACCGAAAUGGAUAAAAGAGGCAUAACACAAGAAGAAAUAGACGAUUGGCAUCGGGUGCCAGAAUGUGAAAUGCUUGCAGAUAUGGAAGCCUUAUACAAAGCUGGUGCAGACCUUGAUCGACUAGAUGCACAAGGAGCAUCUAUGUUACACAUCGCAGCUGCUAGUGGCUUUGAAGAAGUUGUUUUGUUUUUGUUAAAACGAGGAGCAAAAAUUGAUCUUCUUGAUAAAGAUGGUUGGCAAGCAAUACAUAUUGCAGCUUGUUGGUGUCAAUUAGAAAUUGUUGAAUUACUUGUAAAUUUCGGUGCAGAUAUACUAGCUGAAACUAAAAAUGGUGAAACAGUAUUUGAUAUAUGUGAAGAUAUUGAAAUGCAUACACGUCUAAUUGAAAUUAAACAAGAAGUAGAAAGAAAAAAAUCUCAACAACAAGAUUUACUUAAUAAACAUGGUAAACCACGUGAAUUAGUACGUCGACGUAGUAGUACAAAUCCAAGAAGUGCAUCUAUUCGUCGAACAAGUAUGAGAGAUAAAAAAAUGAUCUCUUGGAAAGAAGCUAAACAAGAGGCUGAAAUGCGUGGUGUAGCUACAGUAUCAUCAGAUGAAAAGAAUACAUCAAAACCUUUACGUCCUAUACCCAAUGGAUCUACAGAUCAUAUUCUUCAAAAAUCUACAACCUAUCCAGAAUCCCAUGAACUUACUAGUCCCAAAACUAUUCGUGGUUCCACACGUAGUUCACAUCCCGGUCAUUCCUCAAAAUCUUCAAUCCCACCAACAUCGUCUCCAAUUUUAGCUAGUGUAGUAACGCAUCAUGGUAGCUCUUGGUCAGGCAAAGUACAACAAAACAACACUGUUACUGAAGUUAACGGUCCUACUCCAUCACCUAAUCUUCGUAAUUCAUCCAGAAUGAAAGAUAAAGAGGUUGACCUAUCCAAGCGCAACAACCCACAGUCUACACUAAAUAACGACUCUGGUCCAAUAGGUGUUGUCAGUCCAUCUCCUGUUGCACGUCAUCGUACAGGUCAUGAUAAAGAAAGAAUUGUCAGAGUUCCGUUGGGUCCUGUACAAAAUCCUGAAAAUGUCGGCACAUUGACACGACGACCUCAACAGACAGAAUACGGAAGUAAAUCUCCACCAAUCAGCUCACCCGACCUAUCAUCUCAACAUCAUACUCUAAGUCCUCAACUAUGUCGAACAAUAUCUGGCGUUGAAGGGUUAGCUAAUUCAGAUCAGUCUGGCAUUCACCUUAAGGCUCGAGUAAGUAGCCAUGAUAAUGCAUACGCAUCUUCUCUUCCUCGACGCGAUAACAAUAACCAGACGACUGAUUUAAACAAUCAACCGGUUCGUGGAGAAAGACGUUCCUCCACAAGGAAGAAAAAACCAAUAUUAUCAGAGCAAAAGCCAUCAAGAAAUGACAAUAGAGAAACUGAUAUUUCAGUACAUAAUGCAUAUUGUGCACUGCCGUCUAAUAAUCCGUUUCAAAACAAUCAACUUCGUAAUGAAGAAAAUCAUCCUGACAGCCAAAAUAUUAUUCUACGUUCUCCAAACAUCAAUCGCAAUGAUUUUAAACAAAUAACUAGAAGUAGAAUUACUUCAGGUCAACAAAGUGGUUCAGGACAAGUUGUACAUGCUACAGCAUCUCUACCAAGAAGGGAGUUAAUCAAUUAUGGAGAUGAUUUAGGCUCCAGACCGAGUGGUAAAUGUUGUGUAAUAAUGUGAUCAAACAAUACUUAAUCAUAACCAUUCUUUCCAUUUUAAAUCUAUUAUACAUUGUCUAUUUUACAAUCACGAACCUUUCCAUAUAUACAUAUGUAAUCCUGUAACAACAAAAAAAUCAGAAUUCGCUAACUCGGUGAUAUAUGUAAACAAAGCGUCUGACCUAUCUCAUAUUAUCAUAAUCUUACUGAAACCAUCAAAAUAUUGUACAUAUCUAUUCAAAUUCCAUUUUUCCUCCUCUUUGUUUUGG